AUGUUCCCCCCGAGAGCGAGGCGGAUUGCCAGAAGACUCGAUGCGCUGGCUGUAAAGAUCCUCGGCCCCGCCACCCCAGCCCCAGAAGAAAUACAGCUGCCACAGCCUUCCUGCGCAGCAUCCGUCACUGUCGGCCACAGCUCCAUGUCUGGCUCAGUCGACCGCUUCUUCCUGCGGCUGUCUUUUCCUCGACUACUAUACCCAUUUCUGCUGCUCUGGAUAACCGCUUGGAUCCUUCUGAUACGGCAACAAUACUAUAUUCCAUCAUCACCGACAAUCAUCGGCUGUACCUCGGCGCCUUGGGACGACUGGCCCCCGGAUACUUGUGGUAUCAAUGGCACGCAUUGUCAGGAUGACCUGACGGGAUUAGCAGGGGAGACUUUCAGAUGUAUGGGAGGGUGUAAAGAUACGACGUUGGGCAAUGAGAGGUGGAUAGGUGGGGAGAGAGUCGAUGGAGAGCCGCUUAUAAUUGGCGGAGGAGAUGUGGACGGGACGUACAGAGCAGACUCUUGGGUAUGCGCCUCUGCAAUCCAUGCCAAGCUCAUAUCACCACUUAUGGGUGGCUGCGUUUCCAUCAAUCCAUUACCCUAUCCCGCCGGCUCCUCCAACUUUGUCUCUUCGUCAAGCAAUGGUCUCACCUCCACCGGGUUCAACCCCUCCUUCCCAGGAGCAUUCACUCUCUCCCGUGUCUCGCCUUUCGGCUGCUUGGAUCUACAUUUCAUCAUGACGGGGUUCAAUGCCGCUUGUCUAUUGAUAUUCACGCUCUUCCUUCGGCCACCCCCUUCACUCCUGUUCUGUGUCCUACUAGUAAUGGGAUACUUUCACAUCCUCCUAUUCAGUGACCCGUCCAGUACUCCUCCCUCAUGGGAGGACGUAUUUGCCGGCCUCAUCCCUGUACUUCUAGUGGGCUACUGGAUCUGGAACCAGGCCUUCAAGUUUACGCUCCGCGGCUUCACCAAGCUGCCCUUCGACCUCGCUUUCUGGCAAGGCGCGGGCUACUGGAUAGGGAUAGAGAGCAGUACAGUGUUCGCCAGGCUCCCCAUCUCGCGUCUAGGUUACGACUCUCUGGACCCUGCCGGCAUUAUCGCCUUGACCUGGAUCAUAGUCAUAGCCGUGAUCGUCGUAGCAAUCCAAGCUUGGUCCUUCCGCCGCGCCGGCCUGGUCCGCUACUACCUCAUCCGCUACCUCCCCCUCAUCCCCAUCCUCAUCAUUCUCGCCAACAUACCCAACUAUACUUUGAGACUGCACCACUAUCUUUUGGCGCUUGCGGCGAUACCAGUGCUGUCUUUGCCGAAUAGGGUCAGUUUGUUCUGGGGGGCGUUCAUGUUGGGAUUGUGGCUGGAUGGUGUGGGGAGGUGGGGUUGGGAUGGGAUACUGCAGGAGACCACUUCGCUGUUGGGAGAUGCCAACUCGGGCUCUUAUACGCCCGUCUUCUGGGACAAUGUUACCGCUUCUACUACUCUUGGAUGGUCACCGAUCACAGAAGAGCUGGAGGCUCUGAAUGUGACUGCCUACUCUCUUUUGGUCAACGACAUGCAGAUUUACGACAACUGGACAGACUCCUCGAUAUCCCUUAAUGGGCUCAUAGAUGAGAGUGUGGACAACUAUUUCAGACUAGCUUAUAUAAGGAGCGGCUCCUCAAUGGAUUACACAGACCCGGUCAUGCGGUGGGCGAACGGGUCUUGGAGCGGGAUGGGCGACGUUGACACAUAG
Molecule: messenger RNA, 1713 nt
Organism: Cryptococcus wingfieldii CBS 7118
Lineage: Eukaryota; Fungi; Basidiomycota; Tremellomycetes; Tremellales; Cryptococcaceae
Product: vacuolar protein
Exons: 5
Coding region: 1-1713 (570 amino acids)
Source: RefSeq, a predicted model, not a curated record